Molecule: messenger RNA, 3943 nt
Organism: Larimichthys crocea (large yellow croaker)
Lineage: Eukaryota; Metazoa; Chordata; Actinopteri; Sciaenidae
Product: RING finger protein 122
Exons: 7
Coding region: 1101-1496 (131 amino acids)
Biological process (GO): ubiquitin-dependent protein catabolic process
Cellular component (GO): nucleus
Molecular function (GO): ubiquitin protein ligase activity; zinc ion binding
Source: RefSeq, a predicted model, not a curated record
AGACAGCGAAUCACAUGAGCAGGGAUCUGUUUACAAACUGAGGGCUGUAGACGAGAAGUGGUGAAGGGAGAUGAGGAAGGAGAGAGGAGGAGAGUGAAUGUGAGAAGAAAAAGACUGAACAAGAGGGGAGAGCCUGGAUCUGAAUUAACCUCAGACACGUUGUCUUCCUGUGUUACAUACCUCCCUGUGGUCUUUGUUCAGAGCAGGAAGGCAGGGGAAGAGAUGAGACAUGAGACUGCUUUUCACAGAAACACUGAGGCUGCCUGCCUGCCUGCCUGCCUGUCUGACUGACUGACUGUGCUGCCGGGAAACCCAUCCAUGUCCUUCUCUUUGUCUCUCCAUAACUGGCCACAGCAGGUUUUCUCAGCCAGAGAGGAGGAGAACAACGUGGAGAUCUAAAAGGAGAGGGCAGAGGAGAGAGAAGAAAAUAAAAGAAAGAAGAAAAGAAAAGGAGGAAGGGAGGAAGACACUCGUGACAAUGUUUUGAAGGGGUGACAGAACAAAAAAACAGGGACUGUGCUCGGUCCGAGGUACACAUCCACAGUACUGGAUGGGAUUUGGAGUAUAUUUCUGUCAGUUACAUUGGUGUCUUUUUAUGCACAAGGCUCACAGGUUCAUCCCUUUGUCUGUGAGUGAAGAUAACAAAGGAAUACUUAGAUGUAAUACAUUGGCACUUGUUUGGGACUCUAAAUCUCAAUUAAGGUGGAUAUUUGUGUCACAUUACUGGGGUAAAUCAUUGCGACAGUAGUUUCAGUGUCAAAUGAGCCUUGUCUCUUCCUGAGAAACUCGGAAUCUCUACUCUGCUUUCCCCAGACCACAAGGAUUUUACUAUUACGAGUCUGAACUUCAAAAGUUGUGGACGCAGAGGCUGAAGCUUCUUCUUUGGUGGAAACAAGACUUUUCAGAGAAGUCACAAACCCAAAGAAUUUCUGGGUUUGCCAACCAAAAACAUCCAAACAUUUGAUGCAUCCUGUCAAGUGGUGUGACGGUGCACCAUCCAGGUACUCACAGGAAACUCCAUUUUCCCAUAGCUGACAGCAGCGUGGCCAAGAGUAUGAAAUAGCAAGUGGUGCCUGUGUGACGUCAAAACCCGCUGCAAGAUGACAUCUGAAGAGCUCUUCCAACUGCCACUCAACGUCUAUAUAAUCAUCCUGGGCAUCGGCCUCUUCAUCCUCACGCUCAGCCUUAUCUUCUGCUGCUACCUGUUCAGAUUCAGGCGACAAGGUGCACGAGAACAGUAUGGCUACAAUGAGGUUGUUUUGAAAGGAGCAGGGAAGAAGCUGAGCCUCCUCGGUCAAACAUGUGCAGUGUGUUUAGAAGAGUUUCGCAGCAGGGACGAGCUUGGAGUGUGCCCAUGUUCCCAUGCUUUUCACAAGAAGUGUCUGCUAAAAUGGCUAGAGAUCCGCAGCGUCUGCCCCAUGUGCAACAAGCCCAUUUGUCGCCUCCAACCUGACCCCCCGCAAGAACCUGAGCAGCCGAGUCUCCUGGCGAUCUGAGAGGGGAACAUAUGUCCAGCAGCACCUCUGCUGUCAACUGAAACCUGUCACUAUAUCAUCCUUCUUAUACUGUCCGACAGACUGUAGUUUCAGUGAUGCAAACAUUUUUUGAGGCAGAGCUACUUAUAUAAUUGUCUUAGGUAAACUGUAGGUCCAGAGCCAAAGAACCUACCCACACCCUCAUCUUAGGUGGUAUACCGUUCAUAUUUGCAGAUUAAGGCUAACUAUCAAGCCUAGAUCAUGCAAUUUUUAGUAUAUAGCCAGAUGCUUAAGAUAAUGCACAAGUGCCUUAAAGCUGCAGAUCCUCUAAAGAACUAGUGGCAAUCUUUAAGAUGGCUGUAUUAAGUGCAUAAAGGUGUAAUGUUUGACUGACUGGUAUUAUUAGUAUUAAAUAUGAACAAAACAAAAGGACAUGUACAGGAAAUUAACUGAAAACGUGUAAAAUGAGUACCCUAAACAGUGCAUUGCCCUCAGCUGUUCUCAAAAGGGAAUGAAACACGUCUAAAUCAUGUACAGUACUUUUCAUAAACAUACCACAAUGCAAUGCUUCACCUUUGCUAAGACUGCACCUGUCAGUGAUGGCACACAGUGAUGAUGAUUCAUGAGUGUUUGCUCCACAUUAUAGAUAAAUUAUGUCGGACACAAUGAAUGAGUGAACACUUGUGGACACAGUCCUCACUGUCUGGCUCCAUUUAACUGCCAAGCUGACAGCAAGUCAUUAAUGUGGAAACUACAGUCCCAUCGUAUGGACGACAUCACAAACGCUAAUUCCACAUUUUUGGUAGAGAGAAUGCUACUGCUACUCAGCCUAUGGGAAAACAGUGGUUAGCUUUACCCACUGAAGUUUAAUUCGAUUGAAUGAUUUGACGAUCUGGUGUGGGGAAACUUUGUAGGAGAUUGUGACAUCAAGACAACAGCAUCAUUAUUUCUGCCUCCAGAGCAGCUCUGCCUCUCAGAAAUGUUUGUAUGACAAACUCCAGUCUGCUCAUUUCCUAAAACUGACGCGUAUCGCCACAUAAAUAUGAUGUGUCUUUCGCCACAAAUUGAGAGCCUGGAGCUUGGCAAGAAGAAGAUUAAACCACCAGGCACCAGCUCUGAAGAUAUCAGGCUCUUCGCUGGCUUGUUGUUGUACCCAAAUUUGAAGGCAAAUGCAGAGACUGCACUUGUGAAAAAGAGGACUGGAAUAUCAUGGGUGUGUGUAUUUUGGCUGUAAAUUUCGAUUGUCUCCAGUCAGUCAUCUCCACCCUACAAUGUGUUGCCAAGCUGAGUGAAGGUAAUGAAUCCCUAAAUGACAAGAAAGUUGAGUCAUGGGAUCUGAUAGAAAAGACAGCUACAACCACUAAAAUCACACACGCAUAUAUAGAUGUUUUUUUUAAGUUAUUCAUAGAAAAGUGUUUUGUAUCAUAAAUGGCUUUCAGUAAAGGUAUUGUGUUUCAGUGAUGCUAAAACACUUUGACUGUUAUUUGUCAAACAGUGUGUCAUUGUUGCCAGUGGGACAGAUUGAACCAAACAUUCUUCAAUGAAAUCUUAGCUCCCAGUGUCGAAGAAACGUUCUGUACUGUAGUGAUAUAAAUAGACACCCUGCACUGAUACGAGGAGCCUGUUUGAGCUGGUUUCUUGUCUAAGUGAGUUGUACCGUAAACAUCAUUCUCUGUAUGUACAUGUAAUAUACCACAAGUACUGUGUAAAUUGUAAAUGCUUUAAAAUUUUCUGACUCAAGAAAAAAAAUAUAUAUAACCAGUGUUUUGAUAUGGUCAACUGGAUCCAAGUCUUUUUCUGUAGCUUUGCUGCAGGUUGGUGCUCAAAACAGUUUAUUUAUCAUUUAAAUAUAGGCUGAAAAAAGUCAUAAAUACUCUAGGGUGUUGUUCAGCUUCUACUGAAAUUCCAGCAGGCUGUUUGCUGUGAGGCGGAAUGCUGCCCUCUACCGUCAAUUAGGCACGUUUAUAACUACAGGAUGAAUUGCCGGUGGCACGAUAGUGCAGUGGUUAGCACUGUCUGACUGUUAGCAUGUUCUCCCCACAACUCUGGGUACUCCCACAGUCCAAACAUAUGCAGGUUAAUCAGUGACACUGAAUUGUCCCUAGGUGUGAAUAUGAGUGUGAAUGGUUGUUUGUUUUGUGCCCUGAUGAACUAAUGACUUUUCCAGGGUUGUACCCUGCCUCUCGCCCAAUGGAAACCACAGGUAUCUUUGUCCAAUUUAAAGUCACCGAUUAACAUACAUGUCUUUGGACUGUGGGAGGAAGCCAGAGUACCUGGAGAGAACCAAUGCAGACAUGAGGAGAGCAUGUAAAGUCCACACAGAAAGGCUCUAGCUGAGGUUCAAACCUGGAACCUUCUUGCUGUGAGGUGACAGUGCUAACCAACCAAACAUGCCGUGCCACCCACUGCUAAACUAAGAUAAUAAACAUAAACAUAAAGAUUAUAACUGCUACACAAUUUAGCAUGAA